GACCAUGAGAAGCGAGAGCGAGAAGACAAAAACGAAUGGCGGCCCCUCUCUCUCUCUCGGGUCCGGUGCUCUGCGUCCACCCAUUGCCGAAGACGGCCGCGACCUUCCCCGUUGCCGCCCGCGGCGUCGCGCAGCAGUGGCGGCGAAGACGGUGGUGGGGACCGGGGAUCUUCCACCGCCGGAUCGGCCCGGCUGGCCGGCCGCCAGCAGCGGGGUCGAGGGCCGACGACUCCUCGGCCCCGUACGAGAUGACGGUGGAGAACGCUCUCAAGCUCCUCGGCUUGUCGGAAAGCGCCUCCUUUGACGACAUCCUUCGGGCCAAGAACGCCGUCCUCGCCUCUUGCAAGGACGACGUGGAAUCCGCUGCCCAGGUGGAGGCUGCAUAUGACAUGUUGCUCAUGCAGAGGUUGUCACAACGGAGAGCUGGCAAAGUUGCAAACAGUAGUAUUAGAUAUGCCGAUGUUAAACCUAUAAGAAGUACAGUAACAGGUGCAAUGCCAGAGUGGCUGCAGAAGAUGGUCAAGAACAUUCCUGUUUCUGUUGAAUCUCCAUCUGCCAACAAUUUGGGCAUACAGGCAGGUGUUUAUGGAGCCUUGAUGGUUUCUACAUUCGUUAGUGGCGCUUCCCCAACUUCUGCAGGUCAAUACAUUGGAGCUGAUGUUUCUGGGCUACUAUUAGCUACAAGUUUUGGAGCUUCCUUGUACUUUUUGUCAAAGAAGAAAAUGAGCCUAGGAAAAGCGACGGUAAUCACUAUCGGGAGCAUUGUGGUAGGCGCGGUAAUUGGAUCAGCAGUUGAGCAUUGGUUGCAGGUGGAUAUAGUUCCUUUCUAUGGUCUUCAUUCACCUGCAGUAAUUGUGAGCGAGUUCAUUCUCUUCUCACAGUUCUUGGUGUCUGUGUAUCUAAGAUAGGUUCAAAUAAUAGUCGUGUGUCCUGCAAUUAGCUGGAACCAUUUUUCUUGUACAUUGUUCAUCAUGAUUAGAGCCACCAACUGUAUCCAGAAUGUUGAAAAUAAUUUGCAUAGCAACCAUGUAGUACUUGAUCUUUUAAAACAGUAUAGGUAUAUGCACCUGUAUA
Musa acuminata subsp. malaccensis (wild Malaysian banana) is the source of this 1074-nucleotide messenger RNA. RefSeq names its product protein CHAPERONE-LIKE PROTEIN OF POR1, chloroplastic. Gene Ontology annotation, cellular component: chloroplast membrane. Lineage: Eukaryota; Viridiplantae; Streptophyta; Magnoliopsida; Zingiberales; Musaceae. The record is from RefSeq and is a predicted model, not a curated record.